CGCAUUUUGAAUGCAGCAUGGAAGUCAGAGGAUCAAAGAAAUGUUUUCUUCUUUAAAGGGCAGAGUAUCGAUUCCAAGUAUGAAAUAUCUGUUCAUUAUUUUGGCUACAUUUGCCACGGCUUCUGCAGCAGCUUUACCACAAUCCCAGAACGAGCUCCACCAUCUCCGUGGAAAGAGGAGCCCAGAAUAUUCCCCGGUCAAUGCUGAAGAGAGCAUGGAUGAAAUCAAUCCUGUCAAACUGAUCAAAGCAGGAAGCAACCUAAUCAACAUCCUGGAGCAGUUUCUGAGCAGUAAGGCGAACGCGACGCCCGUCUUUACUUUCGAUCUGGGUGAUUUUAUAACAAACAACCUCGAUCUUUUUCCUGACAUCGCAAAAAUCCUUAAAUCGGCGGGAAAAGAAUUUGGCAUCGAUGACCCCAACGACCUGCUCGAUGCAGGGAGUAAUAUUUUAAGUAUCAUCUAUCUGGUCUUAAAUGGAAAAAAUAGCACCAUGCCAAUUAUUUCUGUAGCGCUUGCUAAAUUCAUUAAAAAGAACCCUGACCUCUUCCCAAUUUUCACAAGAUUCCUUAAAUCCUCGGAAAAAGAAUUUGGAGUUAUGGACCCUGUGGAGCUGAUUAAAGACGGAAGUAAAGUCAUAUAUACGAUUGAUCACGUUCUAAACCAAGGGGAAAACACUCUGCCAUUCUUUGGUUUCAGUCUUGCAGACUAUAUUAAAAACAAUCUAGAUCUUUCUCCAGCGUUGAGGGCAAACUUGAGCACCGCAGCUUCAGAUCUCAGGGACUUCAUCAAUAAUUUAGUAGACGUUAUGCUAAAAGGCAAAGAAGAUGAUUGGGACAUCUUUGCUCAUUAUAGUGAAAUCUUCAAGAAACUCAAGCAAGAAGGCUUGACACUAACGUGGGUUUAAAUAGAAAGUAGAUCUAGAAACAGUAAUUUGAAGAAAUUACUUUUUUUUUUUUUUGCGUACCAGCUAACAUUGUUGAAUGUAGAGGGCAGGAUAUAUAAGUUUUUAUAACGUUCAUUUAAGAAGAUAAUAAAAUUGAAGUUUUUUUUCAGCGGCUUUUUUUUUUAAUGUAUUUUUAUCAUUAUAUUUUAUACAAUUAUCUCUAUAUAUAAUUAUCUGCUUCGCUCAACAGUUUGG
Molecule: messenger RNA, 1138 nt
Organism: Biomphalaria glabrata
Lineage: Eukaryota; Metazoa; Mollusca; Gastropoda; Planorbidae
Exons: 2
Coding region: 11-904 (297 amino acids)
Source: RefSeq, a predicted model, not a curated record